Messenger RNA from Haliotis rufescens (red abalone), 4622 nucleotides. RefSeq names its product prolactin-releasing peptide receptor-like. The record is from RefSeq and is a predicted model, not a curated record. Gene Ontology annotation, biological process: neuropeptide signaling pathway. Gene Ontology annotation, cellular component: membrane. The transcript is spliced from 3 exons. Lineage: Eukaryota; Metazoa; Mollusca; Gastropoda; Lepetellida; Haliotidae. The coding region runs from base 1658 to 2995 and encodes 445 amino acids. Gene Ontology annotation, molecular function: neuropeptide receptor activity.
GUUAAUUCCCAGUUGCUGCUCAAUCGAUCAUUGAUCGGCAGUCCUGGUCGUUGGAUUCCGGACUCGUCUACUCUCGGUCUCGCUUCCGACUCGAACAGGAACACAAGCACGAGCACAGCCCUACAUGUAGCACGGCGCUCUACCCGACUUUAUGUCCCCAGAGACAAAGUCAACCGUCACCCACAAAAGGAAGCAUUUCAGUAUCGAGCAGACGACAUCAGGCUGUCGUCUGCUUCAACCGGAAGUCGCCUGCCUCAGCUGGAAACACAGUUCCCAGCCGGUAGAGAUGGUUCGUAUCGUCUUGAGGGAAAUCUAUUCCAAUUGUGUUGUUAAUCCUGCAACUCGUCUACCGACACCCUUGUGAUUCGUCCAGUCCAGGGCUGGUUCCAACCAAAGACCAGACUUGUUCCAACGGGAACGAAGGGGGUCACUCUGGAAAUAGGAGGGAUAUACUGUCAUCAGCUCGUACUUACAGCGAACAGGAGUGUUUUAUCAAAGGCGUCGCUGCUUCAGACACAGGGAUUGUGAUAUUGUGACAAGAAUCGCCCAGGCAACAAGGGCUCUUAAUGACUUUAGCCCGGCCAAUACCACACGAGGAACAGACGGCGAUAUAGCCCGUCAGUCAACGACAGGACAGGUGUCGCGAGGAAAAAGCCAAUAGCAUAUGACACAGGAGCCUUGAGUGGAUGUGUCUUGUGGAUUACUGACUCCAUAAUAGAGUUUGUCUUCUCUGUUGCCCUAUUGGCUAGUUUAUUGCGUUUCCUUCCACUCAGGUCCCCGAGUUGACAGUCCACAUGAUGAAGGAGUCUUGUUGAAGUGACUGAUACAAUUAUGCCAUGAUAAGGUUGCUUGAGUGCUUGUUAGAAUAUUUUGAUAACGACGAAUUACCAGGACAAUUUCUGAGAGGAGAUGGCGUUUUAGUUGCUUUAUGAGGAACCUGAAGUGCCUUCAACGCCAGUCUUUGUGAGCAAUGUUACAUGUUGAGGAUAUCCCAGAAACUAUCGUGUCUGACAACAUUGGAAAACAAGUCAGUUGAAAUUAGAUAACCAGAAAAGGACAUAUUUAUUAGAUUGAUUCUUUUUCUUUCCUGUCUCAGGGUUUAGAUUGAGGACUACCGUGAAGUGCCAAUGUGUGUAAAGAAACUAUUUCAUAACAGGUGCUUCAUUGCCGUUGAACGCGUCAGAAUUAUAAAGACUUUGAGCCAUCCACUCGCCAUUCAUACACGAUCACAUGAAACCUACGCAUAGACGUAUCACGUUAUUCAAUGAACCUGGCGAAAUCCAUUCGAGUUGAUGCAGAGUGUUUAGCUUGCAGCGUGGCGAUCCAAUAGCUUGGCAGGCUUCGCGCUGUCAGGAAUUCAGUUUAUGUAACGGAAACUGUCGCCUGCUCUACCCAAAAUAAUUCAGUGGUGGUUGAAGUGCUACAAAUGCACUGAUCUGAACUGCGGUGUGUUAGAAGCCUCUGAUUUUGUGUAACUGGAGUCGAGUUGGAGUCGAAACCUUUCCAGGUUCCUAAUGUAAUAAAUGGGAGAAAAGUACUUGUCGAACACUCCACAAAUGAAGUGAAGCACACAUCAUGCUGAACGUUGCUACCAAAUGACAGACAUCUGACUGCCAACUCCAUCUUCCAUACUGACAGACAACAAACCCAAACAGUCAUGGCACUUGCAGAAUCGAGAGAGACUUAUAUAGAACUAAUUCUUCGAUGGCUAAUAGACAAUAACAGUACCGAGGCAGUUGACUUCACCCAGCCGUAUGUCCGGCGAUCGCUCCGGUAUGUGUAUCCAUUGUUUAUGUUUCUCCAUGCCGUUGUGGGCGUGGUCGGGAUUGUCGGGAACAUCAUCAUGCUGAUUGUUCUGGGCAAGAGGAAACUGUACCACGACCAGACAUUUUUCCUUCUGGGCAACCUGGCGUUUGCAGAUCUCAUCAAGUGUAUUUUCGUGCUGCCAAUAACACUAGCGAAUUUGUUGAUCCAGAACUGGCUCCUGGGAAGUUUUCUUUGCUUCUUCUUGCCGAUGAUGCAGUGCUUUCCCGUGUACGCUUCAAUGAUGACGUUUCUCAUGAUCGCCAUAGACCGCUACAGAACCAUAGUCCACCCCUUUAAAUCUCGCCUCCCUGCAGGCUUGUGCACAAUCGCCGUAUGGGUAGUUGCAGUGUGUGUGGUGCUGCCGUUUGCCGUUUAUAUAAAGUACAUUGAUUUAGGGGCAUCGUUGGGCGCUCGAUUUAACGGUGUCGGGAUCUGUUACGUGUAUUUUGAGAGACGAAUUGAAGAGUACAUACGAGCAAUGUUUGUUACGUUAUACGCGAUGCCUCUAGCCAUUAUAGCUUUCCUGUACGUUCGCGUAUCUGCAGAAAUCAAAUCACGUGAGUCUGCUUCUAUAUCUAUUCACUUUGCUUCCAACGGUAGCGACGUCCUUCGGAACAUACCCGAUCACUCUUACCAAUCCUCGCUAGCCUGGCCGAGAGAGAACCGAGCGACGACGUCGACAUCCGAGGUUGGUGCAACGGCCGAGCCGACCCCACCGCAGGUGAAGUCCUACAACGAACGAGCAACGCAAGACAGCGACGAUGAUUUGGAUCUGGUAAAGGAAAAGCGAACCCAAAACUACCUAAUUUCCAUGACAACGUUGUUCGCGAUGUGUUGGUGCCCUCUUCACAUCCUGAUCCUCGUGCACUACUUCGUCCACGAAAACGAUACGAACCAGGACCAUUACGACGUCACGUACAUCACAUUCACGUGGUUCGGUUUCCUCUCAACGUGCACGAAUCCGAUUCUCUUCGCAUCUUGGAGUAUGUCGAGCGCGACAAAAGAUCGCCUCAGGGGUUAUUUCCGGUUCAGCAACCGACGCCGUAGUGCGUCGUCACAGAGGCGACGUUAUCAAACCCAUCCCCACUACGUCAACGGCGCAACAUGCACGACGUUUGAAGAGCGUAUCGGUCUGGACAACCAAGCGGGUGGUGACAAAAAUGAUGAGGUCGAAGCAGCUGCAGUCUGAGGAACACCUGGAGAAGGCUUGGAGGAGUCCACAUGGACAUGCAUCUCAUUUUGGGACCAAUUUGGACCAUCUGAAACCACUUCAGCUUAGCCGGGACGACUUCAACUCGUCAUCAUCACCAACGCUAAGGAUCACCAUGGUCCUUAGGACCGCUUUUGGUCAGCUGGAACAGGAGCCCUUUUUAACAACAUCGCUCAGCUCUGAUUGACCUCCAGCUUCUUUUGGACCACUUAAGGUCGGCUUGAAACAUUAGCUUCUUUGGGACCAGGUCGGGUCAGCUGGAACAUGGGUAUGUUUGGGACCACUUGCCUUUUGGGGACCACUUUAAGUCAGCAGGGACCACCAGCUGCUUUGAGACCACUUUGGGUCGACUUGGACUACCAUCUCCAUUUGGAAAUAUUUAGGUCAAUUUGGGCCACCAGUUUCCUUGGAGCAUAUUUGAGCAGUUGGACCGGAGAUUUGUUUGGGAUCACUUCUGGUCAGUUGAGUUAAGAUGACCAGCUUAGUUUUGGAGAUAGCGUCCCAUCACUUGUAACAUUGUAAUUCUGCUGCGGGAGAGUGAUGCUACCCAAGGCAGAUGAAUUGACGCCUGAAGAUCACUUGAUUUCUAGAAACCAUAGAAGAAUCUGUAAUAGGACAUAAGCCUCACGCAGUUUUUUCUUGGUGUGUCAUGAUCAGAGAUAACGUUUUGAUGGACCACACUGGUUACAUAUGCCAGGAUUGACAUAAAAUUGUUUUUUCACAAUGACGUAGUGUGAUCACUGUCGUCAACAACUGUCUCAACCGGGACAUAUUUACAAGGUUUGCUUGGACACAUAGUGUUGUAACGACAUGCAAUUUGCAGUCUGAACGUUUAUGCUGAAGAAUAAAUUACCCUACAGAUGUUACGAAUGUCGUGUUUCGUACAAGUAUCAAGUAAUGGUUUUACUGUCAGUGGAUAUUGGUACCUAUCUAAUAAAGGUAGUACAGUUCCGAAUAGGACGUUUUUCCGUGGGGUAAGGUUUUGAACGGGUCGUGAUUCUGUACUGAGUCAUAUUAACGGUUGGUGAUUGAAUAAUACUUGCAACUCUGUCAUUUAAAGAAAUAUCGGUGCGCGGUGGUCACGUUAAUAUCUUCUGAAUUGCAUACAUGGAAUACACUAAGUUUGUGAUUACAUUGCCACAAUUUGAAAUACCCCAAUGAUUCAGUCACCUGUACAAAGUCUACGAAGAGAACACAAAUUGAAAUUGUAUGCGUAAACAAGAUGAAUGAUUUUGCUUUGUUUCGCGGCAUGUUUACAAACAAAGAAAUCGUCUACACUUCAGACGAACUGCUGGAAAGAACAACUUUGGUCACAUUCCAGUAAUGGAAACGGAGAUAACAGGUCGGAACACAUGCUUGAACUGUGUUGGACUGUUCAUGAUAGCAGUAUCCCAGAAAACUUUGUUGCACUUCCAUCACAUUUUGAUUGUGUGACGUGAGUUCGGUAGCGAUCAGCCGAACCUUGAUUGGUUGUCAUCACAUUUAAUUAAAAUCAGACCUCGGUUCUCGCUACCGCUAAACAAAGAUCUGAGGACAUCCCAUUAAGGGUCACGUCAGAACGACCUUCCAUCCUACCAAUCAGAGCAUCGCUUACCAGAUCAUGAAA